UUUGCGGAUUUUCGUCAGGAAUUCAAUUCAGUACUUACAGAUCAGUAAAAUACAGUACUUUGUUAUUUCAUAUUGUAUCGAAAUUAUUUCAGUGAUAUUUACAGUAAAUUAAGGAAUAAGAACUUAGGACAAUUGCAUACGGGUAUCUACUUCGAACAUCUUAAUAUGGAAGCCUUGUAUCAUCAAACGAAUCGACUUUUACAAGAAACACAGCAGUGUUUCCAGGAUCUAUCCCUUAAAAAUCCAGAAACAGAAAAAGAAAUACAAGCAAGAAUAGAUCAAAUAACAAGUAACUGUGAGAAGUUGGAUAUUAUGGUUCACAAAGAACCGAUAUCCAGGAGGCAAAAUGCAAAGAUUCGAGUAGACCAGCUUAAAUAUGACAAUAAACAUCUUCAGGCUGCAUUACGAUCACACCAACAUGAAAUGUACAGACGACAGCAAGAAGAGCAAGAGAGAGAAGAACUGCUUAGUCGAAGGUUCACACACACAGAUCAUGAUACGUCAAUCAUCAUCGACUAUUCGGUUCAGCACAAUACAUCAUUACAGAAUGCUAAUCGAGGAGUAGAUGACAUGUUACGUUCCGGAAGUGGGAUCUUGGAUAGCCUAAGAGAUCAGAGAAACACAAUAAAAGGAGCACAUCGUAAGAUUUUGGACAUAGCCAGCACAUUAGGUCUGUCGAAUACGACAAUGCGGUUGAUAGAACGACGUGCUCGAGAAGACAAGUACAUUUUAUUUGGUGGUAUGGUGGUGACUCUGUUAGUGGUGAUACUUGUCAUCAUCUACCUUACCUGACCCAGAAAUUGGUAUAAAUCUGUAUUGCUGUCAUUAACCUUACGUUCGCCCAGAUCAUAUUUAUUCAUACAGUUACCAAUAAUUUGAUUUUCAUUCUCUGGGUUAAGGCAUGAUCACCUAUUUUAAGUCCGUGUGAGAAAUUUGGAAAUAAAUUGAAUGUUUGUUAUAUUUUUGAA
Molecule: messenger RNA, 968 nt
Organism: Homalodisca vitripennis (glassy-winged sharpshooter)
Lineage: Eukaryota; Metazoa; Arthropoda; Insecta; Hemiptera; Cicadellidae
Gene: Membrin
Product: Golgi SNAP receptor complex member 2
Exons: 5
Coding region: 166-792 (208 amino acids)
Biological process (GO): vesicle-mediated transport; vesicle fusion
Cellular component (GO): SNARE complex; ER to Golgi transport vesicle membrane; Golgi apparatus
Molecular function (GO): SNAP receptor activity; SNARE binding
Source: RefSeq, a predicted model, not a curated record